This is a messenger RNA of Sardina pilchardus (European sardine), 1817 nucleotides long. RefSeq names its product FAM20B glycosaminoglycan xylosylkinase (gene fam20b). Gene Ontology annotation, molecular function: phosphotransferase activity, alcohol group as acceptor. Bases 32 to 1795 code for a protein of 587 amino acids. The record is from RefSeq and is a predicted model, not a curated record. The transcript is spliced from 9 exons. Gene Ontology annotation, biological process: proteoglycan biosynthetic process. Lineage: Eukaryota; Metazoa; Chordata; Actinopteri; Clupeiformes; Clupeidae. Gene Ontology annotation, cellular component: Golgi apparatus.
CCAAAUACUCCCACACCGGUGAGGAGUCCAUAUGUUGGGCUUUUACAGCACUUCUGUAGCCAGUGUUCUACCCGGCCUCUGGUUAUAUAUUUGUUUAUCGCUCCGCUCCGGCUUUUGUUACGUGGAACACGAUAACAGCGGGACUGUAACGCUCCUUUGUCCUGUUUGUAUUUUGAAGGCUGAGCGAGCGCAGGGGAGAGAGAGAGAGAAAGCGAAAAGCGAGAGACACAGAGGGGGAGUCGGUGAGCGAGACCGAGAGAGGAGGGGGAGAGAGAGGGAGAACCAAACCCAGCAAACAGAGAGGCGGCACUGCAUCAGUCAUCUUCUCAUCCUGCUGACGGAGAGACAAACAGCCACAGCUCUUCUCCUGGGGAAGUGUGUUGGGCAUCAUCAUCAGCAGCGGGGUGCAGCCGGGCACUUGGGGCGAGCGGGAGCGGGAGCGGUCCGGCGUUGGGUACCAUGCUCUGGGCGUGAGCGCGGCGGCUGCAGUAGUGGCGAGAGGAGAGGCCAUCGGACGCGGCGCCUUGCGGGAGGCCAGGGGGGCCACCAGGCGGCGGCGGCGACCAUGAAGCUCAAACAGCGCGUGGUGCUACUCUGUGCCGUGCUGCUCCUGCUGGGCCUGGCCAAGGUGUUCCUGUUGGACGGCGGCGAGGGUUCGGCGGCCAGCCGCCGCGACCUGCGCGCCUUCCGCAAGAUGGAGGCCAGCCUGGCGUUGGCGCGCGGCGCCCGGCUCACGCACACGCUCCAGUCGCCCUGGGAGGUGGCGGCGCAGUGGGUGGGGCCGCGCGAGGUCUACCCGGACGAGACGCCCGAGCUGGCGGCCGUGCUCAACGCCCUGAGCAGCUCGCGCCUGGAGCGGGCAGACGUGGGCUACAAGGGCACCCAGCUCAAGGCCCUGCUGGUGCUGGAGGGGGGACAGAAGGUGGUGUUCAAGCCCAAGAGGUACAGCAGAGAUUAUGUUGUGGAAGGAGAGCCUUAUGCUGGCUAUGAUCGACAUAAUGCAGAAGUGGCUGCCUUUCAUCUUGACAGGAUCCUGGGAUUCCGAAGAGCACCCCUGGUGGUGGGGAGGUUUGUGAACCUGCGCACAGAAAUCAAACCUGUGGCUACCGACCAGCUCCUCAGCACCUUCCUCAUGCAAGGAAAUAACACAUGCUUCUAUGGGAAGUGCUACUACUGCCGGGAGAGCGAGCCGGCGUGUGCCGAGGGGGAGGUGAUGGAGGGCUCCGUGACGCUGUGGCUGCCGGACGUCUGGCCCCUGCAGAAGCACCGCCACCCCUGGGGCCGCACCUACCGAGAGGGGAAGCUGGCCAGGUGGGAGUAUGACGAAAGCUACUGCGAGGCCGUGAAGAAGAUGCCUCCGUAUGACGCCGGCCCGCGACUCCUGGACGUCAUCGACACGGCCAUAUUUGAUUACCUGAUUGGCAAUGCCGACCGCCACCACUACGAGAGUUUCCAAGACGACGGCGGCGCCAGCAUGCUCAUUCUGCUGGACAACGCUAAAAGUUUUGGGAAUGCUGCCAUGGACGAGAGAAGCAUCCUGGCCCCACUGUAUCAGUGUUGCAUGGUGCGCGUGUCCACGUGGAACAGGCUGAACCUGCUGCAGGGUGGGGGGUUGAGCGCGGCGAUGCGGCAGGCCACGGCGCACGACCCCAUCGGGCCCGUGCUGGCCGAGCCGCACCUGGCCGCCCUGGACCGCCGCCUCGGAGCCGCCAUCGCCACCGUGCGCCAGUGCAUGGAGACGCAGGGCCCCGACAACACGCUCAUCGAGGACCGCAUGAAUCUGCCGCACCCUUAAGACGGGACGAGGAGGAGGAGGA